AUGGCAUGGGAUCAGCUGAAAUCUGCACAGUGUGUGACAAAAGUGACCCCACUUGACCCUGAUACCCCAGUUUCUGAAGAUAAAAUCCGGUUUGUGUGUCUGUCUGACACACAUGGCAUGGUGGAGAAACUGGAGAACUUUGUGCCUCCUGGCGAUGUGUUACUGCACGCGGGUGACAUCACACGGUUGGGAUUUCCCAGCAAGUUACAGGAAUUUAAUGACUUCUUAGGUUG
Molecule: messenger RNA, 233 nt
Organism: Candidula unifasciata
Lineage: Eukaryota; Metazoa; Mollusca; Gastropoda; Stylommatophora; Geomitridae
Source: the annotation of a GenBank genome assembly